CGCGCGCGCGCCCUCCUCCGGCCGGCACGGUGAUGAGCGCCAAGAGGCGGAAAGUGCGCGUGUUCGUCCGCGUCCGGCCCGCAGAUGACUUCCCUCACCACAUGCUGCGGUUCGGAGCGGACAACAAGACCCUGGAUAUCCACAUCGAGAAAGACAGUAGGCGCGGCCUAAUCAAUAACCAGCAGACGGACUGGUCAUUUCAGGCGGAUGGCGUCCUUCACAACGCCUCCCAGGACGCCGUCUACGAGGCCGUGGCGAAGGAACUGGUGGCUCAAGCGAUGGAAGGCUACAACGGCACCAUCAUGUGUUACGGGCAGACGGGAGCUGGGAAGACGUACACCAUGACGGGAAUCUCGGAACAAUAUCAGGACCGCGGCAUCCUCCCUCGAGCUCUGCGACAGGUGUUCAAGACGUCCGAGGGGCACCCCUCGCUGUCCAUCAGCGUGAGCGUCUCAUACAUGGAGAUCUACAACGAGACCCUAGUAGACCUGCUGCCCACCGUGCCCACCGAGGCCCGGCCGGGCGGAGCGGGCAGCCCCCACGGCGUCCUUGUCGACGGACUGUCCGUCCACCGGGCCCACCGCGAGGAAGACGCACUCAACCUCCUCUUCGAGGGCGAGACCAACCGGAUCACCUCCUCCCACCCGCUCAACAAGAACUCAUCCCGUUCCCACUGCAUCUUUACCAUCUACGUGGAGGCCCAUUCCCGGGAUCUGUCGGAGGAGAAAUACGUCACGUCCAAGAUCAACUUGGUGGAUCUGGCGGGAUCCGAACGGGUGGGAAAGACUGGGUCGGACGGGCGGGUCCUGAAGGAGGCCGCCUCCAUCAACAGAUCGCUGUCCUUCUUGGAGCAGGCCAUCGUGGCACUGGGCGAGCGCCGCAGAGAGCACGUGCCCUUCCGCCGAUCCAAGCUCACCCACGCCCUCAAGGACUCACUGGGGGGAAACUGCAAUACGGUCCUGGUGGCCAACGUCUACGGCGAAGCCGCUCAGCUGGAGGAGACGCUCUCCUCACUCCGCUUUGCUUCCAGAAUGAGGUUGGUGACCACCCAACCCACCGUCAACGAGAAAUACCACCCUGAGCGGAUGGUGAAGAACUUGGAGAAGGAGCUCCUCGUGUUGAAGCGGGAAUUGGGCGUCCAGAACACUUUGGCCAACCGCAGGCCCAUCGCCUACGACCCCUUGAACGAAGCCCAGAUAGCGGAGAUCAACGCCCAAGUGCACCGGUUCCUGGACGGAGGCCUCGACGGCAUCGAGAUCAUCAACGUCCGACAGGUCCAGGAGGUGUUCAACCAGUUCAAAGUGAUCUUAAGCCAACAGGAGAAAGAAGUGGAGUCCAAGCUGCUCCACAAGUACACGUUGAUCGACAAGAACGACGAGGCGGCCAUACUGGCCGCCCAGAAGGCCGGCCUGGUGGACGCGGACGGCCAGUCGCUGGUGGAAAACGAGAGCCAAGGGGUCGUGCCCGUCUCCAACAAGCCGGGGAGGAAAAUCAAGGGCAAGAAAGGCAAGGAGCUGCCGGCCAGCGCCUCGGGCCGGAAGGAAGGAUCCGGGAGCCCCGGGAUGGCGAAGGAUCCGGACUCGGCCUCCCUCUCCAAGGCCCAACCGAGCCCGACGUCCAAAGAGCCGGAGGUCAAGGAGCCGUCGGGUCGGGAGCCCGCGGUCCCCGAGCUGGGGCCGGCAGAUCCAGCCCCCAAGGACGAGGCCCACCAGCCCAGGCCGAGCACCCCGCCGCCGAAGCCGGAGGCGUUCGAAGAGUUCAAGGCCGAGCGCGGGAGCGAGAUCAACCGCAUCUUCAAGGAGAACAAGGCCAUCCUGGGUGACCGGCGGAGGAGAGCGGGCCGGGCCGCUCAGCACAUCAACGACCUCAAGCGCCAAAUCGACGCCACCCAGCACGCGCUGGACGCCCAGAAACGGCAGCGGGAGGAGCAAGGACAUUUCGAGGCUGAGGGGCAGACCAUCAUCGACCAGGAGGAAUUUUUGCUCCUGGUGAAGCUGAAGGAGAUGAAGGCCCAGUAUCGCAAGGACUUCGACCUCCUGCGGGACCUGAAGGCCGAAAUCCAGUACUGCCAGCGCCUCGUGGACCAGUGUCGGCAGCGCCUGCUUGCCGAGUUUGAGAUCUGGUACAAGGAGUCCUUCCUUAUUCCCGAAGACGUGCAGGCGGCCCUGGGCCAGGCGGGCGCCAUCACGCCGGGCAUGGUGCCCACCAACAGAAUCCUGUUGCUGGACGAAGACCACCAGGACAGAUACGAACAUCUGCAGGAAACGGCCCUCCCGGGCUGUCCGGACUCCAUCGCUUACUACAGAGCCAGAGCCAAGGUCAAGAACAAGCAAAAUUACACCAGGGUGACGACCAGCCUCCGGUCGAUGAUGCCAACGAAAUCGGGGGUCACCCCAGCCAUCCUGAAGGACAGGCCCUCCCCCCUCCGCAUCGUGCCCUAGCGACCCUCCGUCAGCGCGCCCAUUUCCCGGAGGGAAGGCCAAGUCUGGGGUCCCGGCCUUAUCUGCGUUUCGUUCGGGCUGACAAAAUAAAAUGCAGCGCGUUGUGUUUCCCCUC
Molecule: messenger RNA, 2556 nt
Organism: Tachyglossus aculeatus (Australian echidna)
Lineage: Eukaryota; Metazoa; Chordata; Mammalia; Monotremata; Tachyglossidae
Gene: KIF9
Product: kinesin family member 9
Exons: 21
Coding region: 33-2441 (802 amino acids)
Biological process (GO): microtubule-based movement
Molecular function (GO): ATP binding; microtubule binding; microtubule motor activity
Source: RefSeq, a predicted model, not a curated record